Nylanderia fulva is the source of this 2964-nucleotide messenger RNA. Its product is annotated as slow border cells. Lineage: Eukaryota; Metazoa; Arthropoda; Insecta; Hymenoptera; Formicidae. Gene Ontology annotation, biological process: regulation of transcription by RNA polymerase II; DNA-templated transcription. Gene Ontology annotation, molecular function: DNA-binding transcription factor activity, RNA polymerase II-specific; RNA polymerase II cis-regulatory region sequence-specific DNA binding. The record is from RefSeq and is a predicted model, not a curated record.
GCUUGUAACAUGCCGUCGCGGCGAACAGUCGCGCGCUAACUCUCAUGUGGAUUGUAUUAUCGCAUCGAACUCUCCCUCUUUCGCUUCAUCUCGUAGCGGUGUCUCUCUCUCUUUCUCUCUCGCGUGUAUUCCGCAUGCGGGAGUCAAGAGGUAGAAUCCGGAAUUGCGUUGUGCGUCAGAAUAAACCCGCGGAGAGUUUGACGCGGAGCGGAUAUACACGCGACUAAAGUUAAACGUCGUCGUCGACAGACGGAACGUGUGACAACGUCGAGGUCUUCGUGAUCUCGAAGUAUAUAUAUAAUCCGUUAGAUCCAUUAACCAAGUAUUUGGAACAGUGUCAAAAACUACGACGCGCGGUUUCAAGAAAAACGACGAAGUCCGUUUAUUAUCCGCGACGGUGAUGGUGUGAAUAAAUAAUAUAGAUUCACGCCGAGAGGAAGAUAUACGACCACCUGAAGAGGGAGAUAGACAGGGGAUAAAAAGGAAAAAGCAGCGAACGUGGAAGCAGAGUUUCCACAUAGAGGAAUAGACGUUACAGGUGGUUGCGGUGAAGGGGACUUCCAUUCUGUGAUGUGUGAGUGAACAAUGGAAUCACCGGUCAUGUACGAUUCGGCGGCCCAUCAGGCCCAGGCCCAGGGUACGGCCGAUCUAAAGAAGUCCCAAGUGCUCAACAAUAACACCAGCAAUCAGAACAACAACAACGCCGCGACGAAUAACAACAACUCUGCACUGCAGAUCAAUCACAAUCACAAUCAUAACCAGCAGUUGAACAGCGCGGUGGUGAGCAAGGUUUCCGCUAGCAAGGCAACCCUACAUCAGCAAUACGCCGAACACUGCGCCGCAGCUGGCGAACUCACCGAUCUCAACACUCCGGAGAUCUCGUUGGACCUCCAGAAUCUGAUCGACGACAACCACUUCAACGACAAUCUACUGGACAUGCUCAACGCCGGCAAUGGGGUGAAACACAUGAGAACGGGCAACUACAACACGCGUACCACUUUGGCGUACAUGCCGCAACCGGUGCACAGCGGCGCCAACUAUCACCAGGGAAGUUGUAGCGACAGCAACAGCUCGACCUCGGACUCGCCCAGCAUCAAAGAGGAGCCCCUGGACCCGGCGGAUUAUCGUCGCCACUGCUCUCAAUAUCCACCUGGUUACAGCUCAGUGACGAACAACCCGUUCGCCAAUGGCGGCCAGACCUUCACCACCCUGACACCAUCCGCGUUACAGGGAAAUCAUCCGGGCACGCCAAUUCAUCAGCCACCGCCGCGGGGCGGCCCGAUAAAGGGACAGGUGAUAAACCAUCAGCAUCACGCGGCCGCUAACGUCGCCAGGAAGCAAACCAAGUCCAUCGACAAGGCGAGCGACGAGUACAGACGGCGGCGGGAGAGGAAUAACAUCGCGGUGAGGAAGAGCCGCGAGAAGGCGAAGGUGCGAUCGCGGGAGACCGAGGAGAAGGUCAAGUUGCUCGUGAAAGACAACGAUCUGCUGAAGAAACGGAUCGAGCUGCUCACCGAGGAGCUGAACGUCCUCAGGUCGCUCUUCGGCAACGUCAGCAUGCUGCCGGAGCACGUUCACCGCGAGAUCUCGAGGCACCUCGACCAGUUCCAGCAACACGCGGUCGGACCCAUGUAGCAGCAACACGCGGACAUGGUAGCGCGAUGAUCAUCCCGUACGAGACGGCGUCGUCGUCGUCGUCGUUUAUGAUUCGCGUCCCUGGCCUAUCGGGCCGCUCCGAUUGUGAGACCAAGUCGUCAUCGCGUCUUCCGCUUCCCUCUCGCGUUCCCGCGCGUAAAUCUCUCACGAGAGUCGUCGUCCUCCUCCUCUCGCGCUCGUUCAUUCCCUCUUUCUUCGUCUUCCUCCUCUCUUCGACGCGUCUUCUGCGUCGUAUCUUAUAUCUCACUCGAUUCGGAGCACGUGCAUACGUCGUCGUCGUAGUUCGCGAACGUGGGAGAAGAGGAGAAGAGCGAGUUACUACUCAAAAGCGAAGCCUGCGAGCUGGAGAACACGAGCGAUGAUUCAAUUUCGCGUGUUCGGAGAACAAGUGCCUUCGCCCCACGCAAGUCCCUCCCUCGAAAGGAAGAGUGCUUACUUCCGGACACUUGAGGGAAGGGUGAAAGGGGGCGGAAAAUCAAACCGAAAACAAAAUAGCAAACCGUGAACAAAUCGAUCGCGAUUGGACCGCAAACGAGCUGGUGUUGCGAUCUCUUGACGUAGCCGACCCCGAGAGUCGCGUCAAAAAUUGACGAAGAACGCGAAAAAAAUGCUGUCCGAUCUUUCCCUUUUGUUUAUAUCUUUUCUUCCUUCGUCUCGUCAUUUUUUUUUCUCUUUUUUUAAUGUAUUCCCCUUACUUUGCCCUUAUCCUUUCUUCGCGCUUAUGGACGCUCUAAGACUGUCGGUGAUACCUAGAUAAAAAUUCGAAUCCCUCUUGGUGAACGCGCAGAAUCGCAACACGGAGCUCUCCGAGACUUCGAACAAAUCAUCGAACAAUUAUCUCACCUUUAAUUAUAUAAUAUAUUUCGUAUACUACUACAGAAACGCACACACACACACACACACACACACACACGGACACGAUUCACCCCAAGAAGAAAAAAACACACCUUCAACGCGAAAGACACGUUAAACACACACGGCGUUGUAUUUAGAUUUCGGUUCUUAGAUAACAUUAAAUUAAAAUAAUUAGUAGAUUAUAUAUUGCUCUCCAAUUACCAAGUACCUAAAGAAAGAGAGUCACGUUGAAAGCACGACGAUCUUUUUCAACGUGACUCGUGCAUCGAUAUGUGUAUCAAUAAGAGAAGUCAAUGUUCAUUCUUUUCUCUCGAUACGUAUUCGCUUCCGCGCUCGCCCUGUUCGAUAUGAAAAGCGAAGUCGAGGAAGGCAAGCACGAGCAAUCAAUCGCGCUCUUGUAUUAUAGUUCUUUAAUAGUAAUUUUAUUAUUAUUAUAUUCGAAAUGUAUAUAUA